This is a messenger RNA of Leptosia nina, 3657 nucleotides long. Lineage: Eukaryota; Metazoa; Arthropoda; Insecta; Lepidoptera; Pieridae. The record is from the annotation of a GenBank genome assembly.
AUGAAAAACAGCCCCACUCGUAAAUAUGACAAUUUCUCUGACCACCGGGGGAAAGACAGCGAUAAAUUCUCCCUAGAUAGCCAGGAUACGGCAAGUGUGCAUACCAAUCCGGAGGAAAGUGGGGGGAGGCGCAGCUUGACUGACGUCGGCGUGGGGGCUGGAGACAUGUGGAUCAGCGCUGUAGAGAGCUCCAUUCUCAGCUGGGAGGAGGUGGCUGAUCGCCUGCAAGUGGACGUAAGACGUGGGCUGACAUGGCGCGAGGCGAACGAUCGAAUGAACUUUGUUGGUCCCAACGAGUUCCAGGUGAAAGAGCAAGACCCGCUCUGGAAGAAGUAUAUAGAACAGUUCCAGAACCCGCUGAUACUUCUACUUCUAGGUUCAGCAGUCGUAAGCAUCUGCAUGAAGCAAUUCGACGACGCUGUGUCUAUUACGGUGGCGAUCAUGAUCGUGGUGACGGUGGCUUUCGUUCAGGAGUACCGCUCUGAAAAAUCCCUAGAGGAGCUCAACAAGCUGGUACCCCCUAGCUGUAACUGUCUUCGUGAGGGUAGUUUGGAGCACUUCUUAGCUCGCAACCUCGUACCAGGCGACAUUGUACAUCUCAAUGUUGGCGAUAGAGUGCCGGCUGAUCUUCGGCUGUACGAAUCCACCGAUUUGGCUAUAGACGAGUCGUCGUUUACCGGCGAAACCGAGCCGGCAGUGAAAAGCGUCCUUCCGAAUAAAGCAUCAGCUGGGAGAGUGAACAAGGAUAAUAUUGCGUUCUUGGGUACUCUCGUUAGGUGUGGAAAUGCGAAGGGUAUCGUGGUCAGUACGGGUGAACGGUCUGAAUUCGGUGACAUAUUCCGUAUGAUGCAAGCCGAGGAGGCACCGAAGACACCGUUGCAGCGCUCGAUGGAUACUCUCGGAGCUCAGCUCUCGCUGUACAGUUUUUGUAUUAUCGGCUUCAUCAUGGUGGCUGGCUGGCUGCAAGGGAAGGCCCUUCAGGAGAUGUUUACAAUUGGAGUCAGUUUGGCUGUCGCUGCUAUACCCGAAGGUCUCCCCAUAGUAGUAACAGUGACUCUGGCUCUAGGCGUGAUGCGAAUGGCUAAGCGUAACGCCAUUGUCAAGAAACUACCCACCGUGGAGACGCUAGGCUGUGUUAAUGUUAUCUGUAGCGAUAAAACUGGUACACUAACGAAGAAUGAAAUGACUGUGACGACUCUAUCGACAUCUGGUGGGCAUAUCGCAGAAGUAACGGGCUCCGGUUACAAUGCGAAAGGUGAUAUUCAACUGCGCGCCUAUAAGGGUCGCGAUUUGGAUAUUGCCAGGAUGGGUGUCAAUAGCAUGCUGGAAGUCGGCAUCCUUUGCAACAACGCCCACAUCCGAGAUGAGACGUUGUUCGGUCAACCAACAGAGGGCGCCCUGCUGGCUUGCGCUAUGAAGAACAAUAUGGAUGAUCUCCGCGAAAAUUAUACGAGGUUGAACGAAAUACCAUAUAGCUCGGAGACCAAGAUGAUGGUGGUGAAAUGUGCGCCCAAAUUCAGCGACGGCAAGCAUAAAGAAGAAGUGUUCGUCAAAGGUGCUAUAGAGAAGGUUCUACCCUUGUGCACCCAAUACAUCGACAGCGCUGGAAACUACGCGCCGAUGAGUAGGGAGAAACAGGCGGACUUCCUAAAUGAGGCGUAUAAUAUCGCUCGAAUGGGUCUACGUAUAAUUGCGUUGUGCCGCGGCAACAGCCUCGAGUCUCUAACGUAUACGGGCGUCUGCGGCGUAUGCGAUCCUCCAAGGGAGUCCGCACGCACCGCCAUCGCAGCGCUGAAGCGCGCUCAGGUCCAAGUUAAAAUGGUGACAGGCGACGCCAGACCCACUGCGCUUGCUGUUGGUCAAAUGGUCGGCCUAGAUGUGCUUCAUUCACAAUCGUUAUCUGGUGAACAACUUGACUCCAUGUCAGAUGAUGAGCUGGAUGGAAUUAUUGAUACCGUAAGCGUGUUUUACCGAGUGACGCCGAAGCAUAAAUUGUGCAUUGUCAAAUCACUGCAAAGACUAGGAAACAUCGUAGGAAUGACAGGCGACGGCGUGAAUGACGGUGUGGCCCUGAAACGCGCGGAUAUCGGUAUAGCGAUGGGCCGUAACGGGACAGAUGUGUGCAAAGAGGCGGCCGAUAUGAUCCUCGUUGAUGACGAUUUCGCUACCAUCAUUUCAGCAAUCGAAGAAGGAAAGUGUAUAUUCUACAACAUCCGCAAUUUCGUGCGGUUUCAGCUGUCGACGUCGAUAGCGGCGUUGUCGCUUAUCGCGCUCGCUACUCUCAUGGGCAUACCUAAUCCACUCAACGCGAUGCAGAUAUUGUGGAUUAAUAUUAUUAUGGAUGGCCCACCAGCUCAGUCGCUGGGCGUGGAACCGGUCGACCAUGAGGUGUUACGGCGCAAACCUCGAGACACUUCGCGGCGUAUCAUCUCGCGUGGUGUGUUGCUAUCUGUCGUGCUAUCCGCUGCUAUUAUCAUAGCUGGGACUCUUUGGGUCUUUAAUAGAGAGAUGUCUGACAACAAGAUAACUCCACGCGAUACCACCAUGACAUUCACAUGUUUUGUGCUGUUCGACAUGUUUAAUGCCCUCUCGUGUCGCUCGCAGACAAAAUCCAUAUUUGAAGUGGGACUUUUCUCAAACAAGAUGUUCCUGAUAGCGGUGUCCUUAAGUUUAGUGGGGCAGAUGCUAGUUAUCUACUUUCCGCCCCUACAAAGGGUCUUCCAAACUGAAGCUCUUACUGGAAAUGAUCUCAUAUUCCUAGUCUGCUUGACGUCUAGCGUGUUAAUUGUGAGCGAAGCUAAAAAGCUGAUCGAACGCACCCUCAAGAAGCGCUCGUUCCCAAAGUUUUCGACGAAGGCCCGCGAUGCUAUGGAUUUUAACGAGGCUCGUGACAGUGACAGCUGCCGGUCUGACGUGGCUCGCGAUGAUCAGGUCGAUCAUCGUCAGUCCGCUAGCUGUCAUCGUAGUGGGGCCUUUGUUGUGUUAGAUCUGCAGGACAGUACUGAGGAACCAAGGCGUAGUAAGAAAUUUAAAUUGUGCAAACAUUUUCCAUUCCAAUCGCGACGUUAUGAGCCCAUGGACGAUUCGUGUAUAAGUGAUACGCGCUAUUCUAAGAAAGGAAAGAUCGUGUCUAGGUCGUGUCAGACUGAUCCGUUGCCAGAUGACAUUCUGUGGACGUUUGAUGAGUGUGAUAUGACCGAGCAGAUUCCAAUAUUCAUAAGGCGGAAAUCCACCAAACGCGAUAAACAACGAAAAGAAAGAGCUCUAAUAACACAAUCUGAAGUGUCUCAAAGUGGAUCCAGUGAGAAUAACACAGUGGUUUUGGAACCGCCGGGUGGUUCAAACGUAUCUCAUGACAAACAUUAUAAUGAAACCAGUUUAAAUGCAUGUCAAGCCAUCCCUAGUGAACGUGUAAUUGAUGUCGAACUUCCUUCGACGUCUCACGGUAGCUGCCAAACCCCGUUUGUGACCAAACGCCUGCAAGACGUAGAGUAUGGUACUUGUCAGAUUUCGUCUGACAACUGUCAAACGGUGCUGUUUGAUAAAUCGAAAGGUAGAAUAGAAAAGGGUAAUUUUGACAGUGACAGUUCUUCGAAUGUGGACCAAGGGCCUUUCGCUAUUUACGAUGGCAAAAUAGAUAUUCCUACGCGCUUUUGA